This is a messenger RNA of Exophiala viscosa, 2152 nucleotides long. RefSeq names its product C6 zinc finger domain protein. The record is from RefSeq and is a predicted model, not a curated record. The coding region runs from base 170 to 2152 and encodes 660 amino acids. The transcript is spliced from 4 exons. Gene Ontology annotation, biological process: DNA-templated transcription; regulation of DNA-templated transcription. Gene Ontology annotation, molecular function: zinc ion binding; DNA-binding transcription factor activity, RNA polymerase II-specific; DNA binding. Lineage: Eukaryota; Fungi; Ascomycota; Eurotiomycetes; Chaetothyriales; Herpotrichiellaceae.
CCCGCAUCUUUUGCUUUGUAUCAACGAUACUCCUCAACUUACCCAUAAUUCAAUACCACCACUGUGAUAGUGUUUCGCGCAGUCCUUUACCAUUUAAUGGUAGAUCCGAAGGUCUGAGUACGCCGAUUUUGUCUGCAAGACUGCCGGAACUUCCGCGCACAAUUCGAUCAUGUCUACCACUACCACCAUCACCGAGAGUGGCGCAACAAGAAAGAAACUCGCACGACCGCCGGUCAAGGUGGCAUGUACUUCCUGUCGUGCUUCUCGUACAAGAUGCGACGGCGUCAAACCUGUCUGCCAAAACUGCCUCAUGCGAAGUAAUGAAUGCCGAUAUCUAAAAAGCAACCGUGGUGGCCCACGAGUGUCGUCAAAGAAGGCUUCGCUGGUCGAAGGAAGGCGACAGCAGACUGGAAGCAAUGGCGAACAGGAUCAACAACUAAAUCCCCUAAUGGACACGGACAUUGACUGGAGCUCACUGAUGCUCUCGCCCGAAGAAUUGCACAACGAGCUGAUCGGCUCAAUGAUCGCCCCUGGAGCUGGACUGCUAGACCUAGAUCUGGACAACAAAAGUCACAGCGACGAAAUCUUUGACAGUAUCUUUGUCGAGGCGCCGAAAGCAGACGACAUUGUCUUUGAUGUCUUCGACUCAAGCAUACAAUCUCUUCCCUACAACCCAGUCAUUCGUCACUACAGUCACAACAAAGCAAUUCUUAAUGCAUACUACAUAUUCAUCCAUCCGUAUUUUCCGAUAUUGCCUCCUCCACAAGCGACAUUGGACGUUGAUGAUCCAGCCUCGGAGUCGACAGUCUUUGAACCUGCGUCGCCCCUGGUGAUGGCUUUAUUGGCUAUCCUGGUAUUGAUACCUCAUCCUGGCGACCUUUUCCCCGAUAGCGACGAAUCAGUCUGUCAAAGGCGGCAAGAGGCGCAUUCGUACUCGCAAAUGGCUAUGGAAAGCAUCGAAGUCGAGACAGAAUUGCUCGAAUCGGCCACCAGCCCUUCUGCUGCUCUCGAACACUCUGUAUUAGCGCACGCGGUCCUGAGCAUUUACGAGUAUGCGCAACGGGGCAAUUUAGCCAAAAUGCGGAAUCGCGCCUCCCAAGCCUAUGACGCAGCUAUACGACUCGGUCUCCACGACAUCACUGAUCUGCCUCCAGACGAAUGCACUGAGGCACGAAGGCGAGCUUGGUGGAUGACCUACAUUGUCGUCCUCCAGAGCGCUAUCGUCUCUAACACGCCUCCAAUCAUAACAAUCGACUUCCACCAAUUCAGGUCACCUCUUCCGACCAUUACCUCGGAUACGAACGCCUGGUACUUCUUCAUUGAGGCCCAACAGGUGAUCUUGCGAUGUACACAAUAUACUGUUGCGCUCAAGAAGGCGCUAGAUACCGGCAUGGAUCCAAACACGCUCCAUGACAAAAAAGCCAUGCUCGACAACGACAUCGACAUGAUAUUGCAAAAGCACUCCACACCGCAAGGCGAAGUGGACUUUUCGUCACCGCCGACUGAUUUUGAGGAGUGGACUGUUGCCAAGUCACUGCGAUCACAAGCGCUGAUCAAAGUCAACAGCGCAAGGAUCAAGUUGCACAGAUAUCGUGCCUUUCAGGACGUACCCGUCUUUACGCGGAAACAUUGUGACCUCGAUCAGACAGAUGCAUCUACGCCGCGCCAACUGGGCUGUGCUUGUCACUCGGUCGGUCCAAGAAUGUCACCAGUCAGCACAACAUUGCCUGGCGGCCGCAAGUCUACGACUCCGUCUCUCCCAGAUACGAAUAACAACGAGCCGUUCAACGACCCAUCUGCAGCAAAAACCUGCCUGAAAGCCGCCUUGGUGAUAGGACGGGCAUUCGAGGCUCUACCACUUCCCAACCCCAUACAACUCCCUCUGCCAGUCUGUGCUCCGUCUAUGCUGUCAAUAUCUUCGACGACCCAGGCACCGAGGACCAUGCCCGCCUUUGCCUGUUGUGCGAUGCAGAGUUGCUACACGCUCCUCACGCUAUGCUACAGGAGCCUAGAAAGGCAAUGUAUGUAUCAACGGAGUCUCGCAGCUGACAAAGGCUUGGAGGAAUUGUACGCUGGGGUCGCGAGGGUUUUAGCUGCGCUGCAGAACUAUUCGAUCGCCUUUGAAGCUUUGAAUGGCAUGACUCGUAAGUAA